Messenger RNA from Larimichthys crocea (large yellow croaker), 2223 nucleotides. RefSeq names its product adrenoceptor alpha 1Aa (gene adra1aa). Gene Ontology annotation, biological process: cell-cell signaling; adenylate cyclase-activating adrenergic receptor signaling pathway; positive regulation of cytosolic calcium ion concentration. The transcript has 4 exons. The coding region runs from base 261 to 1667 and encodes 468 amino acids. The record is from RefSeq and is a predicted model, not a curated record. Gene Ontology annotation, molecular function: alpha1-adrenergic receptor activity. NCBI's taxonomy places the organism in Eukaryota, Metazoa, Chordata, Actinopteri, Sciaenidae. Gene Ontology annotation, cellular component: plasma membrane.
GUUGAGAGCUGUUGUUUUGUUUAAUCAGAGUCAGUCAUUCAGUCAUUCUGCACACAUCUCAUGCCUUUGGUAGCAUCAUGGGUGCUGAGUGCUGAGUCUGUCCCUGGGUUCAUCAGGAAAAGCCUGGACUACUGCUCACUUGCCGUCUUACCAAGAAAGAGUGGCUUCUCAAACUGCAUUUUUUUAGUGAACUUAAAUAAGCGGUCAGUCUACCUCUGCUGCACAGGACAGUGUCGAGCAUCAACGUAGUAUUGGAACAGAUGGUUCCUGCGCUGGACAAUAUGACCCCAACACCUCUGACACAAAACUGCUCCAACUGCAGUCAGGUUUUAGUCCCAGAGCUCGACGUGGCCAAGGCUGUGGGUUUGGGACUAGUGCUUGGUAUUUUCAUCGUGUUUGGAAUUGUGGGAAACAUCCUGGUAAUCCUCUCAGUAGUGUGUCAUCGAAACCUGCGGACGGGCACACAUUAUUUUAUAGUUAAUCUGGCCGUGGCAGAUUUGCUGCUAACCUCCACUGUACUGCCCUUCUCUGCCAUUCUGGAGAUUGUGGAUCGUUGGGUGUUUGGACGGAUCAUUUGCAAUAUUUGGGCAGCUGUGGAUGUGCUCUGCUGCACCGCCUCCAUCAUGAGCCUCUGUGUGAUCUCGGUUGACCGCUUCAUUGGAGUCAGUUACCCUCUGCGUUACCCGAUGAUAAUGACAAAACGCAGGGCGCUGCUGACAAUGAUGAUGCUGUGGGUGCUGUCGCUCGUCAUAUCUAUUGGACCUUUGUUUGGCUGGAAAGAGGAAGCGCCCGAGGACGAGACCAUCUGCAAGAUCACAGAAGAGCCGGGCUACGCCAUCUUCUCUGCUGUGGGCUCUUUCUACCUCCCUCUAGCCGUCAUACUGGCCAUGUACUGUCGGGUCUAUGUGGUAGCUCACAGGGAGAGCCAGGGCCUGAGGGAGGGUCACAAGAUAGAGAAGUCAGACUCAGAGCAGGUGACACUCAGGAUACACAGAGGCAACACGACUGUGUCAGAAGACGAGGCCCUUCGCAACCGCACACACUUCGCCCUGCGACUGCUCAAGUUCUCACGUGAGAUGAAGGCCGCCAAGACUUUGGGCAUUGUGGUUGGCUGCUUUGUGUUGUGCUGGCUGCCCUUUUUCCUGGUGUUACCUAUCGGCUCCAUUUUCCCCACAUACAGACCUUCAGAAACCGUCUUCAAGGUCACCUUCUGGCUUGGUUACUUCAACAGCUGCAUCAACCCCAUCAUCUACCCGUGCUCCAGCCAGGAGUUUAAGAAAGCUUUCCAGAGUUUACUCGGAGCUAAAUGUCUAAGAAAGACCCCUAGACCACAACAUCAUCAUCUGAAUGCAGCUCAGAGUCAAACUCAUGGUCAAAGCCAGCCCCUAAAUCUGGCCCUGGACAGCAGGGGUCGGCUCAGCCCUUCCCCUUCUAUGGCCCUGUCCAAGACCUCUUCCUUCAGGGACAGCAGGGAGUGGAGGGUCGAGACGAGCAGAGUGAAAGUGGCCAAAUUCUGCAGUAAAAGCUUCCACAAAACCUGCUGCUGCAUCCUCAGCGAUGGGACUCCCACGCCGGAGGCAAACUGUGCACAGCCCCCUCCUGUCGUGAACCUUCCCACCAUCAAAAUCCACCAACUGUCCCUGUCGGAAAAAGGAGAGUCUGUGUAACUACUGUAAUCCUUCACACAUUCCUAAUGACUCUGUUUUUCAAGGUCGUGGAUGAGAAUAUAUUUCCUUUGGCUCUGUUAUCGUGACAAAAGAUGAGCUAUGUCAGAAUGGUGGCUGCUUUGAAACUUAAAAUGUGUCAGCUUUGAUAGCAUUCUGUGAUUUUUCUGGAUGUAAAAAUGAAAGAAACAUCACGGCCGUUAUAGCUGUACCCUUUAAGAUCACACACAAACUGUUGCAGACCGUCCAAAGUGUAUAAAGACCCUGUAAAUACGCCCUUGACGUGGACCAAAAGAAGUAUAGUAAAGAGAUUAGAGAUCUCUAAAUGUUUACAUAUUUUAUAUUACAGAGAGAAAUGUAAAUAUGCAUGAUUUCACCAAAUGUUUCAAAAAUGCUGGUCAGUGGUGCUCCUAUUGUCCAAAGUUUGCCUAACGCUGUUCCUGUAGUCAAAAUGUUGCUGCUCUGUACACAAAAAAAAGGGACCUUGUGCACUUCCAUGUUAUAUUACAAUAAAUUUGUAUGACGUAUUCCUAACAAGGUGAUUUUGCUUGAUUCACUG